CCUGUCGCCUGAUUUUUGGGACAGCUCCACACACCAUCCUAACACCAACUGGGGAAACUUAACCGACAUUCUUAACCAAAUACAACAGCACAGCAUUUUUUUUUUUAUGUUGACAUGGAGGACCAACUAAAACAUCAUUCUGUUUGCCAUACCUGCUUGAGAACGGACAGUUUCGUUAAAAAGGUCUUAAAGAUGUACUGGUCCAUACGGAUGCCCAUAUGCAUACUGUUUUUAACCCUGUCUGCCUUCGAAGUGGCUUCAGCUGAAACGUUAUGCGGUGGAGAACUGGUGGACGCGCUACAGUUUGUGUGUGAAGACAGAGGUUUCUAUUUCAGUCGACCAACUAGCAGGUCGAACAGUCGACGUUCUCAAAAUCGUGGGAUUGUGGAAGAGUGUUGUUUUAACAGCUGUAACCUAGCUCUUCUAGAACAAUACUGCGCUAAACCUGCCAAGUCAGAGAGGGACGUUUCAGCCACAUCCCUACAGGUCAUCCCGCUGAUGCCCGCAUUAAAACAGGAACUCCCAAGAAAACACGUGACCGUGAAAUAUUCCAAAUAUGACAUGUGGCAACGAAAGGCCGCCCAGAGGCUACGAAGGGGCGUCCCCGCCAUCCUGAGGGCCAAGAAGUUCAGGCGGCAGGCGGAGAGAAUCAGGGCCCAAGAGCAACUGCACCACCACAGGCCUCUCAUCACGCUUCCCAGCAAGCUGCCGCCCAUCCUUCUUCCCACAGAAGACUACGUCAGCCACAAGUGAAACCAGGAUCAUUUGCACAGAGUCGAUGAAAAAAAGACUAGGGGAUCAAAGCUUUUUGUCUCUGACGUCAUUUCUGUGGCAGUCCUCAACAACCCUUCUUCCUUCCCCACCAGACGUGCUCACACGCUCUUCCAGUUUCUAUUCUUGCUGUUUCGUUCACCAACAAAAAGGCACAUCACAAACGAGAGGAACGCGAUUCAGGUGAAGAAGCAAAGGAAAGAACGAAGGAGCCGCGGGACGCUGAACGUUUCGCCGGUUCGGAGGACAUCGGAGCGCGAGGAACAGCUAGAGCUAGCAUGAAAGAACCCAUUCCACUGCAUUCUCCCGAUACAAAAGUAUCUCUCUUUUAGUACAUAUUAGUUUGCACCUGUAACUAUAAAGGGACAUCCACACUGUAAGGAAUUGUUGUAAAAUUAGAUUCCUGUUCCAGCACCUUGUAAUCACAAAUGAAAAGCAGAGAAAAGUCUGCGAAUUGCACAUCGCCACGGAUUACGUCAAAGUUCUUGUUAAGUAAAUAAAAAAAGGCACUAUUUUUUUAUGGACUAUGAACGUGUAGCUCAAAAAAUGUCAUGGUGCUAGCUUUGGGAACGGACUCAAAGGAGAAGGGGUUGAAAAGCACGUUUUUUUUUUCCUUUGAAACUUUAUUAAGCUUUCCGUUUUAAGGAAAGUGUGACUUUUGAAAGAGAAAACAAGAGCACGAGGGAUAUCGCUGCAUGUAGACGUACGCGUCGGGUCCCGGCGCUGCCGUCUCGAAAAAGGAAGAAGCAGUGCGGGGACGCCGAAGGGAUCACGUUCGGACGCCCGGACGUGGAGAACUCGCCUCCUUUCGAGCGUGGCUGCACAAAACCCCUGCUUUGCACUGCAGGAUGAGGGACAUUGUGACCUUGAAAAAAGUGGGAUGUUUGUAUUUUCUAUGUUCUAUUUCGUGAAAUUGCUUCGAGGAAAAAAGGAAAAAAAAAAAAAAGCCCAGUUUGGUUUCUGGUACCGUGACAUUCUUGUUAGGCUUUGUGUUUUUGUAACGUUAUUUUACAGUUCUGAAAAAAAAGGCACAAAUAUCAAUUCAAAGGGAAAAAACGCAAUAAUGUCAACUAACAUAUAUUUUUAACGUUUAUCCGUAGUAUUCACAUGCUUUUGCCUGAAAACAAAUACUUGAAUAUAUAUAUAAAUAUAUAUGGAAUAAAUAUGAAAAUAUAUAUUGUAAUUAGUUUCCAGGGACAUCAUGUAAUAUUCUUUUAGUCUGAGCUGUAUCUUGCGUAAUGAGCCGCCAAGCUUCUUUUUGUUUGUUUGUUUAAGUACAAAUAUGGGCACUGUAUAAAGGCAUUAUUUAUUUUGUUAUAAAAUUAUAUAUUAAAAUCGGUCCAAAUACAGUAAUAUACAUAGCACUGAUGCUCAACUGAUGGAUUUUAUUUUAUAUGCUCUCUUAUUUUCCCAUUUUACAUGUAAAUGCUUUUUGUAGAUGCUUUGUACCAAAAAAUAUUUCGUUUUUUCCUCUCGGUUCGCCACAGAGCUAUUUUAAAAUCAAUAUUUUAACAGCAGCUGUAGCCUGGAUCGCUUAGGCAUGUUGUAAUACAAAAAUAGGCACAUACUCAGAAGACUCUUUCUCUCCCUCCCGCAUGGCUUUUUAAUCUGCCAAAUGGAUUUCUGUUUAUAAAAAAACAAAAACAACUACAAAAAAAAAAAACUUGUGUUUAACUUUCCUCACAAGGAUCUGGAUAACCCCCUACAGUUUAAGCCACUUUAGUGCCGUUUUUAUUGUCCUUUUUUGGCUUCUCUAAGGCAACUGCAAAAGAAAGCCAUGUUUUCGAGAAGAGCCUGCAGGAAGAUGGAGGUGUUGUCCCUGGUUCAGUGUUUGAGUAACUAAACGAAACCAAUACGAUGUCACCAAAAGCGGACUGUUUAUACAUCCCCUCAGUCUCGCCAUCUUACUAUAACAUACCCUAAAUCCUCUUAUUUCCUUUCGGUUGGGGUGUUUUUUCAAGUCCUCCAUGUAUCUUCAUCUCAGUUGUUGAAGGGCUACCGUACUUAGUUACCCUAAUACUCAGGAAAUAUCAGCGGAUUUAUGUGAAAAACCCAAUACAAGGCCAUUUGUUCGCAGUUUCUCAGCCAAGCACAAGAAGUCAGUAUGGUUUCUUGAAUGUGCCCCGUCUUUAAGCUCAUGAAAUGAUACUAUAGUAUCGCUUAGUACCUUGAAACCUAAGGUCUAAGUGCCUGCAGUGUAUCCCUCUGCCUUGAUAAUCCAAUAUUUAUCUGAUUCAUAUCAGUUGUGACGAAGCAGUGCAAUUAUUAUAAUUACUAUCAUUAUUUUUUAUUAUUCAAACAUCCCGUAUUUCCGAAGACAUUGCCAUUUUUCUGUUGUUAUUCCUGCAAGGACUGCAUCCACUGUUGUUCUUUCCAAACCGGUUACUUAACUUUCCAUGCGAAAAAGGCUUGUGAAGAAAACACGGCCUUUUGAGCUAAAAAUGAAGGGAUCUUUUGUCUUUCAUUGGCAACAAUUUAAUAUCAGUAGCCCACGCAGCCUGUGUGUAUUUUAAUUGAUUUAACCUCUGCACGCUAGAACGUCCGAAAUGCACAAUUCAUGUACUUUCAUUUUUAAUAUCAAUAAAAACCAUUUUAUCAAACAUGUUUCA
Labeo rohita (rohu) is the source of this 3380-nucleotide messenger RNA. RefSeq names its product insulin-like growth factor 2b (gene igf2b). The record is from RefSeq and is a predicted model, not a curated record. Gene Ontology annotation, cellular component: extracellular region. Bases 115 to 753 code for a protein of 212 amino acids. Lineage: Eukaryota; Metazoa; Chordata; Actinopteri; Cypriniformes; Cyprinidae. The transcript has 4 exons. Gene Ontology annotation, molecular function: growth factor activity; hormone activity.